Messenger RNA from Tachysurus fulvidraco (yellow catfish), 1037 nucleotides. RefSeq names its product somatostatin 5 (gene sst5). Gene Ontology annotation, molecular function: hormone activity. NCBI's taxonomy places the organism in Eukaryota, Metazoa, Chordata, Actinopteri, Siluriformes, Bagridae. Gene Ontology annotation, cellular component: extracellular region. Gene Ontology annotation, biological process: regulation of cell migration. The transcript has 2 exons. The record is from RefSeq and is a predicted model, not a curated record. The coding region runs from base 1 to 318 and encodes 105 amino acids.
AUGAACACUAGGAUGUGUUCUCAAAUGCAGGUAGUAGUGUUAGCGGUGUCCCUUCUUGCAUUAGUGAGCAGGGUCAGAACAGCUCCCAGAACUGACUUACUGGCUCAUCAUCUCCAAAAUGAUGCAGACGACAAGGAGGAUCUUUCACACAUACUUCUGCUGAAGCUCCUUUCUGAGCUGGAGAUCCCAGAUGAGAAUGACAGCGUUUAUGAUGAUGAUGUGGAGCUGAAACGCAUCCUACGCCAUCUUCCCUUAACCCAGCGUGGACGGAAAGCCGGCUGCAGGAACUUCUUCUGGAAGACGUUCACCUCCUGUUAGGCACACCAUUGUAUGAAAUGGCUGCGUUGGUGAUUUUAUUUUGAAGUAUGAAGAAGUAUGUAUAUGCUUUAGCUUAUGUUGUUAAUUCAACCUUCACAUUUGGCAAAAUCCAAUUUCUGUAGAGCUGGAAAUGGAGUACCCAGCUAUGAAGGGAUUGUGUAGUUAUAUGUUUGAUUUUUUUAUUCAAAAUAUUAAAAUACUGAUAGCCAAAUAGUGGCUAUAGAGUGGCUCUAUGUAAUUAGAGUUAUGUUGCAGUGAACAGAUCAGCUUAAGUUAUGAUGUAAAACAACACUAUAAUCCUAAAUAUGGAUAGCAAAUAAUUAAUGAACAAAUAUUAGUUCUAUUCAGACUCUGACACAAGUGAAUGAAACAGUUUUAUAUAUCUGCAAAAUUCAAAACUAGCAUUUACUAACAACUAAUUGAUAAUUACACCCACGGUUUCUAUACAAAAUAUCAUUUAAUGUACUGAUGGAUGGCUGAUGAACUGAUGUUUUUUAAUCAUAAAUGAGUCACAAACUAUUGCAUGAUAUUCUACUGAUAUGAAGAGCACUUGUACAUUAGGAACAGUAGGUAUUGAUAAAACAUUUAAAAUUGUAAAAUUUAAAUGGCACUGAUAUUGUUAUAUUGUGCAGCAGGAAAAAUGAGUAACAUAUUUAGAGGGAUGAGAAUGUUCACUUCACAUGGGCACCUUACUGGAUAAGCGGAACCACAAAGUUAAA